Planococcus citri (citrus mealybug) is the source of this 1417-nucleotide messenger RNA. RefSeq lists its product as uncharacterized. NCBI's taxonomy places the organism in Eukaryota, Metazoa, Arthropoda, Insecta, Hemiptera, Pseudococcidae. Bases 604 to 1221 code for a protein of 205 amino acids. The transcript has 5 exons. The record is from RefSeq and is a predicted model, not a curated record.
UCUUGUAUCAUUUUCGUGUUGUAUCUGACUGAGGAAUAUUCGUCUCACUGUUCGUACUUUUUUCGGUUCUAUAAAGUUGAAAGUAAAGUAUAAUAUUCGAAAUGAUUAAAUCGAGUUUGUUCUUUUGCGCCAUUUUUAUUCUGAUUCAGAAUGGAAAGUCAUCGCCGGAGGACGAGUUCGGAAGUUUCUGGGGACCAUGUCCAGCAAGUCCAAUUAACACAAAUUCUAGUGCGUCUUUCUAUCAGAGGUACCCGGUUCAAACCCAGCUACAGAGGCAAGCUUGUGCGUGUAAUUAAAAAAUCGUUCGUGCAAUUAUCAACAUUACACGCCAAGUACCGGGGGACUACCAGUUUAGCCGAGCUAACAGAUAAUGCACGCCAUCUGUUAGCAGAAUCAAAAAGCUGAAACUGGUUCGAGCGUCUAUAGAGGUCAACACUGAGGAGCUCAGGGUCUCUAAACUACCCGGCUAGCUCCAAGGUGCUUGUGUAGAUGUCACUAGAAAGCAACGGGAAACUACUAGUGGAAGCUCGAAACAACGUCGAUUCCCCAGAAUAAUCGCAGUGGCAAUAGGCAUUCGCCUCACCCUGUAAGGGUACCACAAAAAUGCGAUUUCCAAUGUCCUGUAAAGGACAAGGAACCACGACGACGACGACUUGUAUUAACCAGAUCAAGGGAAAAUGGUAUACACACUACGUAUUGGGUCAAUACUCCCCAUGGAAGACCUUCGAUUGCCAAACCAACGAAAUUCUUUACAAGCGGAAGGGAAAAACUGCCAAUGUUACGUCUCGAUUCAUCAUAUCAGGGGCAGAUUUACCAGUUGAAUGGAAUGGUACAGUUUUAGCAGCCAAUACGAGCAUCGGUAAAUUCGAGUUUGACUACAUUACAGAUGGUUGGUUCUUCACUCAAAAUACCCAAUUUUUACAAACAUCCAGUAAAGGAGCUGCUCUGGCAUGGACUUGUUUGGAUUUCGGUAUUUUUCACAUUGAAAGUAUUGCGGUGAUGACCAAGUAUCAAGAUCCCAACGAUAUCAGAAUCCCGCCGAGCAUCAUCAGGAAAAUGCACGAUUUGCUUCUAAAGGCUGGAAUUUCACCCACUUGGUUUGAACCAAUUGUCCAAGAAAAUUGCGAUUAUCAGAAUUUUUCUUCUUCUCAACCAGUUUCUGUGGCCAAAAGUUUGCGACAUUUCGUGCCAACGGAUUUUUUAAAACAACUAAGUAAAUGAAGUUUCACCUGAUUUGAAUAAUUACGUAACUAGAUGUGACCCGUGUUUAUCUACUCGUAGUACCUUUAGUUAAUUUGUAAUCAGAAUUUAAUUAGAUAGGUAAUUAGGUAGGUAUAUUUACCCCGUUGUAAUUUUUAGAGUACAGUUCAUCGAACUAUUCUUCAUUCUGUUCACAAUAAACAUUAUAAAAGCAUAA